GAGGCCGUUGGUGUGACCUCCUCACGGCUGAAGGAAGAACCGUCACACAGCAGCUAAACUAGUCGUUGCAUUGGGACACUAUAUCGGAACUUUUAAAAAGCCGUUUACAGUAACCCUCUAAUAGAGGUGUGUGUGUGGGGGGGGGGAAGCGACCGGUCCACAAGACAUCGCUAGGACAUAUUGAGAAACCGUGAUGGAGGAACACCUGUCUAACAUCCAUCCUUCCUCGUCUCCGAGUGACUCUUCAGGGAGCAGUGGCACCGACUGUGACAGCAGAGGAGCAAAGAGUCCAGCCCCGGGUAAAGCCCUGAGUCCAGCCCUGCUCUGUAAGGUCUGUGGGGACACCAGCAGUGGAAAACACUACGGCAUCUACGCCUGCAACGGCUGCAGCGGAUUCUUCAAACGCAGCGUCCGACGGAGACUCAUAUACAGGUGUCAGGCUGGUACGGGCAUGUGCCCAGUGGAUAAGGCCCAUCGUAAACUACAGUGCCAAGCCUGUCGGCUGAAGAAGUGCCUCCAGGCGGGCAUGAACAAAGAUGCUGUCCAGAACGAGCGUCAGCCCCGCAGCACGUCUCAGGUGCGUCUGGACUCCAUCGACGUGGACACAGACAAGGAGCAUCUGUCCACCACACGGGAUCCCACUUCCUCUUCUACUUCCUGCUCAGUGAUCACCCGACCUCACAUCACCUCCACCUCAAUCAGCUCGUCGUCUGCCCCACCGCAGCGCUGUGCACCCCCCAGCCCACAGAACAACCACCGCUUCAUGGUCAGCCUCAUGACCGCUGAGACCUGCGCUAAACUGGAGCCUGAGGAUGUUGAUGAGAACAUAGAUGUGACCAGUAACGAGCCAGAGAGGGAGUCCUCAGACUACCACUUGUCCCUGUACCCUUCCAGUACAGAGAAUGUGUACGAGACGUCAGCCCGGCUCCUCUUCAUGUCUGUUAAAUGGGCCAAGAACCUGCCAGUGUUCUCCAAUCUCCCAUUCAGAGACCAGGUAAUCCUGCUGGAGGAGGCGUGGUCUGAACUCUUCCUGCUGUGUGCCAUCCAGUGGUCUCUCCCCCUGGACAGCUGUCCUCUGCUGUCCCUCCCCGACCUGUCCCCACCAACCAUGCAGAGCAAGACAUCCUACACCAGCGUGGACCUGCGUCUGCUCCAGGAGGUCUUCAGUAGGUUCAAAGCCCUGGUCGUAGACCCCACUGAGUUUGCCUGCCUCAAGGCCAUCGUCCUCUUCAAACCAGAGACCCGAGGUCUGAAGGACCCGGAGCAGGUCGAGAACCUACAGGAUCAGUCCCAGGUGAUGUUGGGACAACACAUCAGAUCACAUUACUCCAGUCAGCCUGCCAGAUUUGGGAAGCUCCUCCUGUUGUUGCCCUCUCUGCGUUUCGUCAGCUCUGAGCGGAUCGAGCUCCUCUUCUUCCACAGGACCAUCGGCAACACCCCCAUGGAGAAACUUCUGUGUGACAUGUUCAAGAACUAAUACACGGAAAAACAAAAUGGACGCUGAGUUUAAACUGCACUGAGACACACCGCAAGUGAACAUGCCUGAAAGCGAACAAACUGAUGUGUGUAACAGGAUGUUGUAAAUAUCUUAUUGCUGUGUGUAAAGGAAACCAUGUCAUUAUGUAAUUGCUGUACGAGAGUAAACAGACCUGCUUUUUUGAGCUUGAUAACGUGUUAUAAUGGGCUUUGCUGUGUGUUGGACCCCAGACUCAAAAUGUCCUUUGCUGUGGGCAGAAUGUUUGUGUCUCAUGUCUUCAGUUACAUUUCAGUCUAGUCGUCCAUGGUCUAUAUUUUUCACGAUGUAAUGUAAUAUAUUUACAUAAAAUCUGUUUCGUCUUAGACACUGUACAUUUCUGCUGUCAUAAAUAUGUCUGCUGUAUUUAUGAUUUCACGCCUUCAUAAAUUGAAACUUGUA
Molecule: messenger RNA, 1915 nt
Organism: Oncorhynchus tshawytscha (Chinook salmon)
Lineage: Eukaryota; Metazoa; Chordata; Actinopteri; Salmoniformes; Salmonidae
Product: photoreceptor-specific nuclear receptor-like
Biological process (GO): negative regulation of transcription by RNA polymerase II; positive regulation of transcription by RNA polymerase II; anatomical structure development
Molecular function (GO): RNA polymerase II cis-regulatory region sequence-specific DNA binding; zinc ion binding; nuclear receptor activity
Source: RefSeq, a predicted model, not a curated record